AUGCCUGCUAUUGUCGACAAGAUCGCCGAGGCGCUCCACAUCAAGAAGCACGAGGCUGGCCACCCUGAACCUACCACGUCCACUGACGCUUCCGCUGCUCCUGCUACGACCUCUGGUGCUGGUCCGAAGUCACAGGUGUUCGAUCAUGAGCGGGUAAAGGUCUUCUUCGUACUCGGCGGUCCCGGCGCAGGCAAGGGCACACAGUGCGCCAACCUCGUGAAGGACUUCGGGUUCUGCCACCUGUCCGCGGGUGACCUCCUGCGUGCCGAGCAAAACCGCGAAGGCUCCGAGUUCGGUGACCUCAUCCGUAAAUACAUUCGCGAGGGCCAAAUCGUGCCGAUGGAAAUUACUAUCAAGCUCCUCGAGAACGCCAUGCGCAGCGAGCUCACCCAGCCGCACGACCGCGAAGGCUGGGAGGACGGCCGGGGACGUUUCCUCAUCGAUGGGUUCCCGCGCAAGAUGGACCAGGCUCUCAAGUUCGACGAAGACGUCUGCCUGUCGACCGAGGUCCUGUUCUUUACGACGACAGAAGACGAGAUGCUGAAGCGCCUGCUCGAGCGUGCCAAGACGAGCGGCCGUGAAGACGACAACGAGGAGAGCAUCCGCAAGCGCUUCCGUGUCUACAAGGAGCAGACUAUGCCUGUCAUUGAGCACUACAGCAAGGAGGGCAAGGUUGCAACUAUCGACGCGACGGCCACGAUCGAGGAUGUGCACACAAAGGCCCAGGAGAUUGUGGCCAAGAUCCUGGCUGGUGAGGUCGGCCGUAACAUCACCGCAUGA
Molecule: messenger RNA, 780 nt
Organism: Trametes versicolor FP-101664 SS1
Lineage: Eukaryota; Fungi; Basidiomycota; Agaricomycetes; Polyporales; Polyporaceae
Product: UMP-CMP kinase
Exons: 6
Coding region: 1-780 (259 amino acids)
Biological process (GO): 'de novo' pyrimidine nucleobase biosynthetic process; UDP biosynthetic process; CDP biosynthetic process
Cellular component (GO): nucleus; cytoplasm
Molecular function (GO): UMP kinase activity; ATP binding
Source: RefSeq, a predicted model, not a curated record